AUGCCACCAGUCCUGAUUUUCUUGGCCUUUCUUCUGCUGCUUGGAGCUGGUACAGAUGGCUUGGGGGAGAUCAUCGGGGGCCAUGAGGUCAAGCCUCACUCUCGCCCCUACAUGGCACAUGUGAAGUUUGUGAAAUUUAAUGGCAAUAGAAGUUCCUGUGGAGGCUUCCUGGUUCGAGACUACUUUGUGCUAACAGCUGCUCAUUGCAAUGGAAGCUCAAUGACAGUAACACUGGGGGUCCACAAUAUUAAGGCUAAGGAGGAGACUCAGCAGAUCAUCCCUGUGGAAAAAGCCAUUCCCCACCCGGCUUUUAAUAGUGCGGCCCACACCAGUGACAUCAUGAUAUUAAAGCUGAAGAGUAAGGCCAAGAGAACUAAAGCUGUGAGGCCCAUCAAGUUGCCCCGGAACAAUGCCCGGUUGAAGCCAGGGGAGGUGUGCAGUGUGGCUGGCUGGGGGAAAACAUCCAUCAAUGCCACUGAAAGAUCUGCCAUCCUACUAGAGGCCCAGCUAAUCAUCCAGGAUGACCAGAAAUGCAAAAAAUCCUUCCAUCGCUAUUCCAAGACCACACAGAUUUGUGCUGGAGACCCAAAGAAAAUACAGGCUCCUUACAAGGGUGACUCUGGGGGACCCCUUGUGUGUAACAACAAAGCAUAUGGAGUUUUAGCCUAUGGAAAAAAUAGGACAAUCUCUUCAGGAGUCUUCACCAAGGUUGUGUACUUCCUGCCGUGGAUAAGCAGAAACAUGAAGCUCCUCUAA
Messenger RNA from Mastomys coucha (southern multimammate mouse), 756 nucleotides. RefSeq names its product granzyme F-like. Gene Ontology annotation, cellular component: cytoplasm; intracellular membrane-bounded organelle. Gene Ontology annotation, biological process: proteolysis. Gene Ontology annotation, molecular function: serine-type endopeptidase activity. The transcript is spliced from 5 exons. The record is from RefSeq and is a predicted model, not a curated record. Bases 1 to 756 code for a protein of 251 amino acids. NCBI's taxonomy places the organism in Eukaryota, Metazoa, Chordata, Mammalia, Rodentia, Muridae.